AAACGUGACGUACGCGUUUGCGUUAAGUCUCAUUUUGUAUGGGAUUUUGAAUUUUCAAAACGUCCCGCUUAGCGCGCUGUUUCUAAAUCCCAUACAAAAUGAGACUUAACGGAAACGCGUACAUCACGUCACACUAUCGAAUAAAUUUACACUAGGGGUUCGGAUCGAGGUUCACACUUAUUUCUUCUAUACAAAAAUAUGGUUUACGAAUUAUGCCAACCACACAUUUCACAACAUUCACCUCAUUCACACCUACAAUGUUGUACCUACUACUCGCUUCAAUUAUAAUUCUUCUCCCCAUGACCGAAGCCGGCCACAUGGCCCACAACACCUCUGACGUCAUCACCACCUACAUGGGCCACUCGGACGUGCAAGCACCGGUGGAUUUUAGAAAAGGGAAUGAGAAGGGGAGGAAGAGUGGGGGGGAGAGGAAGGGGGAUAAGCUGAGCGAGAGAGAGGAGAGGAAAGAGAAGGGAGAGGCGAAUGAUUCGGAUUAUUUGGAGCAAACGACCGCCCCGACAGAAGCCGGCAACGACGUAGUGUUCAUACCAUCAGGCAAUAGCGAUUCUCAAAGUUUCAGAAGGGCAGAGAGCGCUAGAAGAGACGAAUACUCUGUGAAGGACAUGAUGGAACGAGUUGCGGUUGGAGACGUUAUAAACGAGCGGUAUAAGACGGAAACAGAGCCACCCGAAGGCGGCAUAGUCUUCAAACCCGGAAAAAACGACGAACGAACAGAAGAGAAGAUAAAACAUGAGCUAGAUGACGAGAAAAUAGAACAAGCCGUCAAAGAGUACAAGGAGGUAUACGAGAAUCCUAUGGACUGCGAGAAUUUGGACUGCGAGAAUGUGCUAGAGGCGGUGUGUGGAGUGAAGUUGGAGAAUAAACGGCCGAAAUAUAGGCUUUUUAAGAAUGAGUGCUUUUUUAGAAAGGUUAAUUGUGGACUUCGGUAUGAUUAUAAUAGGUACAGAACAGUGUCCAUCGAACAAUGCGAUGGAGUAGGCAGCCACCUUCCUCCUCAGGAGCAUACUGGUUGGCUGCAGUACCAGCCCAGGCCUUUGCCACAAAUUCAGCUAAGUGGUGGUGGUCAGAGCAGCGGGCGACGAAGCGCGUCGAGACGGAGAAAAACUUGUGAAUGCGAUAGAUUAGGCAACCAUCCCCCUGGAGUGCACUGGCUGGCUGCAGUACCAGCCCAGGCCUUUGUCAAGACGUCAGACAAGUGGUGGCGGUCAGAACAGCGGGGCGACGAACUGCUUCAAGACGCAUUCCUACCCAGUGCCAUGACAGCAAACGCCGAGGGUCUCCCCUGCGACCACUUCUGUCCUGUCCGGUGUCCGGACAUGUACGCGCCUGUAUGCGCGUACUCGUUCCCGAAGAGAGCACGCGUGUUCCAGAACCACUGCUCAUUAGAUCUCCAGUCAUGUAAUGAUGGGUCUGUUUGGCAAGAACGCGCUCUAUCAGAGUGCGCGGGCGACGUGCGCGCUGAAGUGCACGAGCGCGCGGCGUUCAUAGGCUGGAUGCAGCGCAUGGGCAUCCUCGAUAAAAAGGGACAUCUUGUCAUGUGAAAAGAGGACGGACAUCCAUACAAACGUAGUCCCCAUACUCUUCUCUGGAUAUUGACAUUUUUCAUUUUUUGUAUUAUUAUAAAAAUUAGAAGCGAAAAACCGA
Messenger RNA from Cydia pomonella (codling moth), 1665 nucleotides. RefSeq lists its product as uncharacterized. The coding region runs from base 213 to 1562 and encodes 449 amino acids. The transcript is spliced from 7 exons. The record is from RefSeq and is a predicted model, not a curated record. NCBI's taxonomy places the organism in Eukaryota, Metazoa, Arthropoda, Insecta, Lepidoptera, Tortricidae.